Molecule: messenger RNA, 345 nt
Organism: Brassicogethes aeneus
Lineage: Eukaryota; Metazoa; Arthropoda; Insecta; Coleoptera; Nitidulidae
Source: the annotation of a GenBank genome assembly
AUGGAAACUAUGUUAAGUGAGCGAGGCAAAAAAUUGAUCGUAAUUCAAAAGUAUAAGUUUCGUAAACAUAGAGAAACGGCACUUGGUGUUUUUUAUAGAUGUACAGUUAGAACAUGUAGCGCAUCUAUAUCCGUGGACAAGACAGAAGAGGUUCUACUCCAAGUAAAUGGUCAGCAUAACCAUCCUUCCAUUGAAAAUCUUCAAGUAAAGAAGCUACAAAAUGCAAUUAAAAGAAAAGUGACAGAAGACAUAUCUCUUCGCCCAUCAAAAAUUAUUAAUAUGGGAAUUAAUGAGGCUCCAAAUGUCUUGAAUAUGUUUCAUAUAUCCCUUAAAAGAAAAACGUAA